AUGAGGUCGCAUCUCUGGACAGUCGCUUUGCUAUUCCUUUCUUCAACCCCUUCAUUUGCGUAUCCGCAAUAUAUACCCGAAGGCGAACUUGUUGUGCGCGAUGCAAAUGCGAAUGCGAAUGCCGAAGCCGAAGGCGAACUUGUUGUGCGCGAUGCAAAUGCGAAUGCGAAUGCCGAAGCUGAAGCCGAAGCAGAAGCCGAAGCAGAUUUUACCUGGUAUUCGCGCCAAAACGAAGAGCGCGAUCUAUUUAAGCGUAAAGGAGGAGGAGGUGGUGGUGGAAGAGGCGGUGGCGGGGGUUCGAGCAGUGGGGGAAAAGGCGGAGGUUCAUCUUCAAGGUAUGCAAAUGGAGGUUCUUUCAAUUCUAGACUUGAGACGGAUGUGGGAAAUGGGGCAAGGGAAAGUGGUGCUGGGGAUGGAAAUGGAAUUAUCAUUUCUUUGAUUAAGAGGAAACUUAGGGGUGCUUUCAGAGCACUUUCUUAUGGGAGUGGCAAUGGAGCUAGCUCUAACUCUGAAAAAAGCAGUUCUUCUUCUUCCGGUGGCAAAGGAGGAGUCACUUCAUCGUCUUCUUCGACGGGUGGCGCCACAAGAGCUGGGUCUGGUCCGGCUCCUGCUUAUGGUGGUGGGAGAUAUUACGGCGGAGGAGCAACCACACCCUAUUCAUCAGGGAGGAGCUCACCUCUAGGAAUCGCCCCCCUCUUCCUCGGCGUCGGUCUUCUCUCCAUCUACCCCGGUCUCUGGCUCUAUGGCGCCUACAGCUAUCCAUACCACAACCCAUAUUCAUUCCGCAACCACUCUGCCACCAAUGGCACCAACACAACAGCAGCCGUUGAAACACGUCAGGAAUCCGAUACCACAGGUGUUGAACAGACGCGACCGGUGACAUGUCUCUGUGCUGCGUACUCGGAGUGCGGAUGUGAUGAUAAUGGGAAUAGUACGUUUAUCGCUGAGCUAAUUGGGGAUGGAAACUAUGCGGCGUUGAAUAAAUCGCUGGUUAAUGUUGCGGAUGUUAAUGGGACCACGACGAUCUUGAUUAAUGGCACGUUACCGAAUGGGACGACGGCAAGUGGGGGAACGGAUUCCGCGGCUAGGAAGACGAUUGCUGAGGGGUUGGGGUGGUGGGUUAUGAUUGCGGUGGUUUUUGCUACUUGUUUUGCUAUCUAA
Messenger RNA from Sclerotinia borealis F-4128, 1161 nucleotides. NCBI's taxonomy places the organism in Eukaryota, Fungi, Ascomycota, Leotiomycetes, Helotiales, Sclerotiniaceae. The record is from the annotation of a GenBank genome assembly.